AUGUUUGAAGGUGCUGAAGGUGCUGAAGGUGCUGAAGGUGCCGAAGGUGCUCAUAGUAGAUUCGAUAAAGGUGUCGAGCAGGUGUUGUAGGUGCUGACUGGGUACCGAAGAUGCCGAACAGGUGCUUAGGUGCUGAGCAGGUGCUGAGGUGUCAUGGUGCUGGGUGCCUGCACUUACCCCCUUGACUAAAUAUCACUACUAAGGGUUGAAAGUUACCGUUUCCAGACGGUUACCUGGGAACAGUAACGGUAACUUCCCACCCCUAAGCACUACUACUCGAAGAAACUACGUAUUUGUUGGCAAUGAGAAUAAGAUAGGUGAUCGGAAGCAUGUGUAGUAGGUCAAAUGUGUAGUAAAUGAUGGUGAGUGUCGUCUUGAGACGAUAUUCUCUGGAUGACACUUGAAAUCAAUUAGUUAAUUUACUCACUUACAUUUGGUUAUAGAUAUUUUUUUUAAUUCAAUAUAAAAGUUUCUGAUGAACAUUUUGGGUAUUGUUAAAACAACGUAUGCUUUUGAAACAAACCAAUUACCAAAGGAUGUAUUAUCGUUUACUAAUGAGAACUUUUUUGGCUUUGUUAAAGAAAUAUUAGGUAAAACAGCAGCUGAUCUUUUGCAGAUACAAGCAAUAAAUGAUGUACCAUAAUUUUUAUUAAGUUAUGAUACAUACGUUGUUAUAGAACUCGAUAAAUUAAGACAAAGUGUUUCAUUUUCUCAUCAAGAUUAUAUAUAGUGUUAAGCUUGGUAAUAAAAUGAAUUCAAAUAUUUAAAAAGAUUGUUAUUAUUAAAGCUAGAAGAAAAUGGCAAAAAAAACCAAGACCAAACCAAAUGCAAACAAAAUUUAAUUCAACAGCAUCCGUAUUGAGAAAAGAAAAUCAUGUUGAAUUCAUAUAUAUUUUAAUAAAGAAAUGGACUGAAGACACCAAAGAAAAUUUGAAUUUUGAUGACUUACAAUAAAAACCAGAUACUGAUUAUACACUAAAAUCAAAUAGCUAAUAAUAAUAAUAAUAAUCUUGAAGGUUCAAUAAGACUUAUAUGUACUAUUGAAAUGAAAUUGAGAAAAAAAGAUGGUGAAUUUGAAAUCAGUAAUGGUUACAGAUAUUAAACAUCUUUAAUAUGUUCUAUUAUAAGAGAGAAAAAAAGAGUCAUAGUCAAUAGCAUCACAUGUUGCAUAAUAUUAUCAAUAAUAACAAUUAUGAUAUUGGAAACAAUGAGAAUUAUCAAACGACAGCUUCUUUACCAGAAAACCUCAACAAACACUAUCACAAACAUUUCUCAAUGUACCAAAAUCUUCAUUGCAUCGAGCAAAUGUAUCAUCAUCGUCAACAACAAAAGAUACUAACCGUAUUUCAUCGAACUUAACCUCAACAUAUCCACUACAAUUAUCUUCAGCAGCACAAAGACAAAAAAACAACAUUCUUUCUGUUAAUUAUUUAUAUAUGAAUAUAUACUUCUUCUCUGUAGUUCAAUAUUUCGUGUAAAAAAGCUUGUUAGCGCAGAUCCUUUGAAGCUAAAAUGUGGAACUCACGUAUAUCUUCCAGUUUUGCUAUCGUAAUACAUCAUCUGUAAAUUGAAAGCUUUCUCAUCGACUACAGGUGUUUUUUGUAAAUCACUACUGACAAGAAAAAUAAUUGAUUAUUUAAUUUCUACAUUUAAAAUUGAAACUUUUCUUCGUUUAUGCGUGCCCGAUUAUUUUUUAUUAUUGUUGCUAUACACACAUUAAUAAUCAUUUUUCUUUGUUAGUUUUUAUUUGAAAUUACUUUUUUUUUCAUCAUCGAUUAUUUCAUCAAUAAGACUAUUAGAAUAAUGCAGUUUCUAUCUGUGAGUCACUCUCAUCACACUAUUAUAUAUCUCACCUAAGUCAUAAAUGGUGAUAUUAUAUACGUGUGACACUGAUACAAAGAUCGAAUCAUGUUUUUUAUAUCGAUUAUACCAUCGCUAUGACCGAUCAAUACCUAUUAUUACUCUCUAUUGUUGAUUUUUUACGUGUAAAUUUAAAUUCUAAAAAAGAAUCAGUGAUUAUAUUAUUAGGAACUCUAAUAAACUUAUAUUAGUUUUCCCAAGAUUUAUGAAAACAUUGAAAUAUUGUCUAGCAGUCAAACUGAUAUUCUUCAUACUGUUCAACUCUCUUUUCAUUGUUGAAUAAAGUUGAAGUUUUUUAUGCGUGGUUGCUAAUGUCUGUAAUGGGAGGAGGGGGGGGGGGGAGGGAGCCGCCAACCUUCGACUUAAAACUUACACUCACUGUUUUCUUCGAAAACAUAGGUGAGAUUCACAAAAAUAACUAACAUUAAUUUUUCUAUUGUAAGUUGAUUAAUAUCCUAAGAAAGUCAUUUUUCCUAUAGCUUGAUUUAUAUUGGUCCCUGGUCAACCAAUAGGGCUUCGAGCCAAGUGGCGUACGGAUUUGGGUUCUCCAUCCCAGAAAACUUCGAAUUAUCAUCUCUGUGAUCGGAAGAUAGAUCUCUAAUUAGAGAUGAAUUAGAGCGUGAACAAAAACAGAACCAAUUUCCGUUUAUUUAUCUUUGCAAUAGGUAAGCUAGUCUUCUUCUUUCUUUAUGUUUCAUAUACCAAUUUCUAGCUGGUGAAAUUCUCUAUCAGAUGAUGUAAAAUAAUUGGGAUUUUAUUUGAUUAUGAUAGGAAAAGAUGUUUACGAAAGCCGGAAUGAGUCGAUUUCCGCAUAGGAAGGUACAGGGGAAAAUGACUAUUUUUGCAAUAACUCAGAAACACCUCUGUCAAUUCUUCUCAUCUUCUAACUUGGCCGGAAUAUUGCCGGGACUAAACUGUGUAGAAAAUAUCAUUGUAAUCUGCCUCUCUUUUCAAAAGUUAUCGUGUAAACGGACGUAUGGAUACACCGACCGAUUCUAGAGUGUACUCACAUUUUAAGUACACAAAAGCAUAGAUUCAUUUUCCUGCUAUAGGUUGAUUUAGAUAUCUAAAUCGUGUAAUGAGUUUCAUUUCCUCAAAAUAAAAUAAAUCUGUUGAUAAUUUUAUUAUAAAUUGAUGCAAAUAUCAAAGUGAGAGUGAUUUUGGUCGUACAUUUGAACUAAAUCUAUUUGAUAGUGCGAACUUUAGUCGUGACAUUCAUAUGUUUUAUUGUUAAUUUUUUAAUAUAUUUUUGACUGAACUUAGCCUAUCCAUUUAUCUAUAAUAGAUUGAUUCAAAUAUCGAAAUAAUAGAAUGAACUCGAUUUCUUCAAACAGAAUAAGUCUGCUUAUAGUUGUAUUUCCGGUUGACUUAAAUAUUAUAAAAUGAGAGUAAAUCUGAUUUUAUCUAAUAAUCUAUACCUGUUGUGGAACUCACGUAUGUUUUCGAAGAAAAUAGUGAGUGUAAGUUUUCAGUUCGAGGUUCGCGGCUCUCCCUCCACCACCCUGCGCCCCACCCUGCCCCGCGCCGCCGCCCCCCCCU
Molecule: messenger RNA, 3399 nt
Organism: Rotaria sp. Silwood2
Lineage: Eukaryota; Metazoa; Rotifera; Eurotatoria; Philodinida; Philodinidae
Source: the annotation of a GenBank genome assembly